AUAGUAAAUUUCGUUUAACUCUAAUAUAGUAUUCAUAAGUUAGCAUAGCUUUCAUAGAAUUGAAUUUGUAGUUCAAUCAGAAAUGUUAGCGAUUACUAAAUUAAUCAUUAUUUUUAGUUUUACAGCAAUCACUGUAUGCAAUGGUUUACAAUCGGAUCCAUUUAUACAUCACGUCAAACGACAGGUCAACUCAUGGACACAAUUACAAAACGAUGGACCGGUAGUUCAGCCAAUAAUGAGACAGCAGAUGGUGCCGCCAUGUGAUCCUCAUUCAAUGGGAUCGGUAUUUAAGAGGUCAGCCCUAACGCCUCAAACAUCUAACGCUUUCCCGGGUCUUGAAAAAUAUUAUCUCAGCGAAGAUCAAAGUGAUGUCACAUUUGUUGGCAUAAAUGGUACUAAACUGCCGGCACAUAAGUUUGUUUUGGCGGCCAAGAGUUCAACUUUUGACCAGUUCUUCAAAGAGACUCCUAAUAAAAAUCAACACAACUUACAGGACAUGGGUUACGAAGACAAUGUGUUUAAGGUAUUACUUCAUUAUCUUUACACAGAACAGCUAAAGUUAGAUGAAAGUGAAAAUCGGUAUGAGUUGGCACGUGAUGUCUACAAGAUUGCUCGCAAGUUUAAUGUCGAUGGACUCAUGAAACUGGUAGAGCUUAUGUUCGGUCAGACCAUAACAAUGGAUAACUAUCUGGAAGUGCUUAAGUAUGCCCAACACAAUCAAAUGCACGAUUUGAUGAGACACUGGACUGGAUUUGUUUUUCAACACUCGCCGCAAAUUAUAUCAGACGAGGCUUUCAUGAAUGAGACGGUCGAUACGGCCAAACAGGUCCUAAUGGCGCUCAACGCUCAACCAAAUUAUAUAUUAUCAAAGAUCAAGAAAAUACUGGCGGAUAAUCCGACACUUCGUGUCCAACAAUUGCAAUCUAUAGUUCCCGUCGAUCGUUGCAAUAUUGAUGACUUGUUGACGUUGAAUGAGAUCCAGAUGUAUGACCAGACAUUUUUGCUCAAUGAAUCCGUCAAACGAUUCAAGAUUUUGCGCGACAUUGAGUGUCAUCGCAUACCGUUUCCCAGAUUUCAUAUGAAUGAUCCGAUGGCACACAAACAAAAUAUGGAGUCUAUGAUGUAUAAGCCAAAUAUGGUCAGUAAUGGUCAACCUAAUCAACCAAAUACUUUGAAUACCCAAACAGUUGAAGAAAAUUAAUUAAUUAACUAAUGAUUAUUAAUUAAUGAUGUUUUAUGACUAUCUAUAUUGGAUUUAAUGUUA
Oppia nitens is the source of this 1264-nucleotide messenger RNA. RefSeq names its product kelch-like protein 40b. NCBI's taxonomy places the organism in Eukaryota, Metazoa, Arthropoda, Arachnida, Sarcoptiformes, Oppiidae. The record is from RefSeq and is a predicted model, not a curated record. The transcript is spliced from 2 exons. Gene Ontology annotation, molecular function: protein binding. Bases 83 to 1201 code for a protein of 372 amino acids.